CGCACAGCACAGCUCAUGCAAUCAUAUUAUUUCCGGUCAGAGCCGGUGAGUAGAACUCGAGGCCAGACAUGCGUCGACAGUCGAAUGAAGUCGGUGCGUGACCCAGAGAGUUCCCAGCUGGUUCUUGACUUAAUAAUUGCAGGUGUGCUGAUGGCCGCUUCACGCACGUUGGCUGGCUGUGCAUGGUUGAUAAGGAAUCGCAGUGACGAACUUGUGCAGCACAGGAUAAUGUGUAGAGUAAGAUAUGCUGUGCUUCAUUCUCAUGACCUUGUACAGACAUAUACGUGUAUCAAACCAGAAGGGUUGAUGUCGACGUUGUUGAAGGUGGUGAGGCAUUAA
Messenger RNA from Periconia digitata, 339 nucleotides. The record is from the annotation of a GenBank genome assembly. Lineage: Eukaryota; Fungi; Ascomycota; Dothideomycetes; Pleosporales; Periconiaceae.